Messenger RNA from Octodon degus (degu), 1266 nucleotides. RefSeq names its product ring finger protein 113A (gene Rnf113a). The transcript has a single exon. The record is from RefSeq and is a predicted model, not a curated record. NCBI's taxonomy places the organism in Eukaryota, Metazoa, Chordata, Mammalia, Rodentia, Octodontidae. Gene Ontology annotation, biological process: snoRNA splicing. Gene Ontology annotation, molecular function: metal ion binding. The coding region runs from base 188 to 1219 and encodes 343 amino acids. Gene Ontology annotation, cellular component: U2-type spliceosomal complex.
CCGCCUACGUCUCCGGAAGACGCUACGGUGUCUGCUAGGGCUCAAAAAGUGUUUGGCGUUCGCGGUCUUGCAGUCGUUCUCUUGUGCUUCUUCCACCAGUUCUUGCUCUUGCUGCAGAGCGCGCGGACUUGAAGAGGUCUGGCGCGGUUCUCCACGCUGCAGCAGUUUCGGAGCUCGGGACUCUAAAAUGGCCGAGGAGCUUUCUCCGGAAAAGUCGGCGGCCCAGGUAUGCACCUUCCUCUUCAAAAAGCCUGGGCGGAAAGGAGCUGCUGGCCGCAGAAAGCGACCACUGUGCGAGCCAGACCCUGAGGAAAGCGGCAGUAGCGGUGACGAAGGCAACACUGUGGUCCGACCGGAGAAGAAGCGGGCAAUCCACAAUCCAAUGAUACAGAGGACUCGAGGCAGCAUUAAUAAGAGGGCGGCCUACGGCGAUUUGAGCAGCGAGGAGGAAGAGGAGAAGGAGCCCGAGAGUCUCGGCGUGGUCUACAAGUCCACCCGCUCGGCGAAACCCGUGGGGCCAGAGGAUAUGGGGGCGACAGCUGUCUAUGAGCUGGACACAGAGAAGGAACGGGACGCACAAGCCAUUUUUGAGCGCAGCCAGAAGAUCCAGGAGGAGCUGAGGGGCAAAGAAGAUGAUAAGAUCUAUCGGGGAAUCAAUAAUUAUCAGAAAUACAUGAAACCCAAGGAUACGUCUAUGGGCAACGCUUCUUCCGGGAUGGUGAGGAAAGGCCCCAUCCGAGCACCUGAGCAUCUACGGGCCACAGUGCGCUGGGAUUACCAGCCUGACAUAUGUAAAGACUACAAGGAAACUGGCUUCUGCGGCUUCGGAGACAGCUGCAAAUUCCUCCAUGACCGUUCAGAUUACAAGCACGGGUGGCAAAUCGAACGUGAGCUUGACGAGGGUCGCUAUGGUGUCUAUGAGGAUGAAAACUAUGAAGUAGGAAGUGAUGAUGAGGAAAUACCAUUCAAGUGCUUCAUCUGUCGCCAGACCUUCCAAAACCCAGUUGUCACCAAGUGCAGGCAUUAUUUCUGCGAGAGCUGUGCACUGCAGCAUUUCCGCACCACCUCGCGCUGCUAUGUCUGUGACCAGCAGACCAAUGGCGUCUUUAAUCCAGCGAAAGAAUUGAUGGCUAAACUAGGAAAGCAUCGAGAUGCUGCAGAGGGUGGUGCUUCCGAUUUCCCAGAAGACCCUGAUGAGGCUCCAGUUCCCAUUACUUAGGUUUUCCAUAAUUCUGAAGUCUCAAAAUAAAUAUUUUGUUGUUUUUU